UCGUCGGCCUCCUGAGGAGCGCGGGCCAGAGGCCCUGUGCAGUUCCCUAAAGCAGGUGGCCUGGGGCCUAAAGGCCAAGCGCAGGGCACCACACACGUGGGUCUCCCUGCGGUCCUCAGUUUCCUCAUCUGUCAACUGGGCUAAUUCGGAAUAACCGUUACCUCCUGAGAUCGUGGGGAAGAUUCCAUGAGGAAAUCAGUUCAAACCUACCACAUGUCAUCGUGAUAAGUUUAAAGACCUACCCAUGUUGUUCUGUGCACAUCUGCUCUGUGGCUGCUGGUGGCUGCACAGGACUGCCUGGUGACUGUCAUCUUCUGUUUACUCACCACUCCCCUGGGGAGGAGGACACAUCCGGAAGAUAAUGGUGCCGUGAACAUCCUUGGACAUGUCCCCUAAUGGAGCUGAGUGAUAAGGUUUGGGGAUUUAUGCUCAGGAGCUCAUUGCCGGGUGACAGCUACAUGCUGAUACUAAUUUGACUAAGCAGUCCCUGGUGGCCCUCGGGAAUGGCUGCCUCAGGCCACCUUCCCACGAGCAGUGCCCAAGGCUCCUGGGUACUCACGUCCCCAACCCCAACUUGGCAGUUUCCAACUAAUAAUUUUUGCCAGGCCAGUAGAAUGACUGACUCUCAUUUGAAUUUGCAUUCCCCUGAGGCUUCACCAAUAACUUCCAGCAUCUCCUCUCUCAUGUGCCUGUCAGAAUUUUGGGUUUCCUGCCCUGACUCUCUGACAGUUUUCCUUCCAGGGUCGCUGUCUCUUUUCUUGCUGGUGUGUAGUAGUUCCUUGUAUAUGCUUAUAAUUCAUUUCUCAUUCUCAAAACAUCGUGAAUAUCUUUUCCCAUUCUGCUGCCUGGCACUCAUCCCAUGGUGUCCUCAUUUCAACAGGAAUCCUUAUUUGGAUGUUAUUGAAUGCAUUAUUUUUUCUGCCUUAUGUGCUUUUGUGGUUUGAUUCAGAGGUCUUUGUCUGUGGCUGUCAGUGUUGUUAUUGUGGGUAUUAACCAUCCCUGUGGGCCUGGAGGGCGGCAUGUGUCUAUACAGCUGCUGGGGCAUUUUUCGACCUCCUUCCCUGAGGUGUCUGGAGUCCCCAGAGCCUGGAAACACUCUCACACGACCAGCCGGGCUCAGCCAGGAACGUGAAGUCACAUCUUGGAGAUGCAGGUGCUGUAGAGGAUGGCCUGAGAGAGAGAUAUUAUAGAGACGGCUGCUGGAGACAGAGGCAGAGAGAGAGGGGGAAAGAGGCAGGAAGAGAUAAGGAGCGAUGGUCUGAGACUGGUGUGUCACGUAAGGAAAAGCCAAAGACAGACGGCUCUGUGCCUGUCUAAAUGUCGCGACAUGAAAAAAUAUCCAACAAGACUUCUUUUAGUAAAAAAAAAAAGAGGCAAAACUAUACUUUUAGGUGAGCUGUUUGGUCACACCAACCAACAUACUAUGUGUCUCAGUUAACUGGUGCUGCUGUAACACAGAUAACCCAAGAAGGUGGCUUUAAAGAACAAAAAAUUGUUUUCUCACAGUUCUGGAGGCUAAAAACCCAAAUCAGGGUCUCAAACCUCUCGAUUUCUUCCUGGAGUGUAGCUCGAGGUGCUCCUUGGUUCCUUGACUUGAAGACCCUCCUCACAUAGUGCCUGUCUUCCCCACGUGUCUUUCUCUGAGUCUGUUCCGGCCUUCUUGUGACUCAGAAGUGAUUUGUUGUAAAGGCUUUGGGUUUUGAGGUCACCCUCAAUGGUAUGACCUCAUUAACGUAAAAGAAAAAACAUUUUCCCAAACAGGAUCACAUCCACAAGUACAAUGGCUGGAAAUUCCGCACAUAUUUUGGGGAGACAUAAUUCAACCCAACUCACUAUGUUUGGCAGAAUCAUACAUAUUACCAUGACCCAUUUAUUAACCCCUGGGUACCUACCCUAUGGAAUUGUACACACAUGUUCACCAAAGGGCAUGUGCUGAACUGCUCAGAGCAGCUUUAUUUACUUAGCUAUCAGGUGCUGCUAUAACAGAAGUACCAAGUGGGUGGCUUUGACAAACAGAAAUUUAUUCUCUCACAGUCUAGGAGGCUAGAAGUCUGAAUUCAAGUGCCAGCUCCAGGGGAAGGCUUUCUUUCUCUGUUGGUUCUGGGGGAAGAUCCUUGUCCUCAAUCUUCCCCUGGUCUAGGAGCUUCUUAGCACAGGGACCCCGUGUCCAAAAGACGCUCUCUGCUCUUGGCUCUGUUUUCUUGGUCGUAGGAAGUCCCUCUGUCUCUCCGGUGGAUUCUCUUUUUUAUAUCUCAAAAGAGAUUGGCUUAAGACAAAACCUGAUUUUGUAGAUUGAUCCCUGCCUUAUUAACAUAACUGUCUCUAAUCCUGCCUCAUUAACAUCAUAGAGGUAAGAUUCACAACACACAGAAAAAUCAUAGCAGAUGACAAAAUGGUGGACAAUCGCACAACACUGAGAAUCAUGGCCUAGCCAAGCUGACGCACGUUUGGGAGGGACACAACUCAAUCCAUAACAUUCGCAAUAGCCCCAAGCUGGAAACAACUUGAAUGUCCAUCAACAGGAAAAUGGAUCAGUACAUUGUGGAACAGUCACACAACAGAAUACUAUACAGCAAUGAAAAGGAAUAAACGACAGUCACAUGUAAUAGCAAGGAAGACUGUCAAUGCCAUGCUGUUGAAUAAAAGAAGCCAGACACAAUAUAUUAUUCUAUUUAUAUACAGCUCAAAACCAGGCAAAGCUACUCUCUGUUAGAAGUCAUGCUAGUAGUAACUUUUAGAAGGUAGUGUCUGGGUGACGGGAAUGUUCUAUUGUUUCCUUUAUGUCACACGGGUAUGCUGUUUGUGAUGAUUCGUCAGCCUAAACCCUUAUGAUUGGUGCUCUUUUUUUGAACUUCAGUGACAAAGUAUGUCUAGCGUGACACAUUUAAGUGAAAGAAAGAAACAUAUAUACUCAAAAGUCUGCAUUUUUGAGUACAUUUCCAUGUGCAUAAAUGCACAGACAAGAGUUUAGAUGAAAUCCCAUAAAUGUCAUAUUGGUCACUCUUCCCUAAAAAGAGAUAGUGGGGCGGGAGGCCUGGGCCUCCCAGAGCAUUUUACGUCCGUCUGUAAUAUUUUAACAAUAAGAUAAUAACAGUCUCUUGGAUUGCUGGAGGAGUAAAUGAAUUAAUAUUUUAAAAGCCCCUUAGAACGGUAUGUGGUACAGAGUAAAAAAAAAAAAAAGUUGCCGUUGAGUCUAUUCCGACUCAUAGUGACCCUAUAGGACAGAGUAGAACUGCCCCACAGGGUUUCCAGGAAGCGGCUGGUGAAUUUGAACUGCCGACUUUCUGGUUAGCAGCCGAGCUCUUAACAACUGUGCCACCAGGGCUCCGUGGCACUCAGUAGGUGCUACAUAAAGGUUUAUUAUAACAAAAGGAAUACAGUGAAAAUGUUUCCUGGGGUACAAAUUGUGUCCUUAAAACUAACCUUGGAAUAAAAGAAACAUGAGAAGAAAUAUACAAAAUGUUAUGUUCUGUGAGUUUUCACUCAAACCUUUGUGUAUACAUGAAUAUGGCCUUUUAGAAAUAUAGACUUCUCUUUUGAGUGUGUGGCUUUUGGGUUUUUUUUUUUACAUAAAUGUGUCAUAUUAGGCAUACUUAAAAAAAACCUGUUUUUAUUGAAGUAUGACAGCGACAGAACAGAGAAUCACAGGGCAAGAGACAGAAAGAUGGGGCGAUAGAGAGACCGCUGGGUGAUUGGAGGUGGGGGCGGGCAGCCGCCGGAAACCUCAGCCUGGAGGGAUCCCCCGUGAAGGGGGAGGGGACCUUUGGUCUCUCCGCAGCCUCUUCCUUCCCCCUGGCCUGGGGCUGGGCGGGGAGGGGCAGUUCCUCUUUCCCUCCCUAGCCUCGAGAAGGCCCACUCCUAAGGAGCUCAGAAGCUGGAGCCCAGGCCAAGGGGAGGAGCCGUGAGCCUCACUCCUGCGGGACCCCUUCCCCGGCAGGAAGCAUGAACAGGAAAGACAGCAAGAGGCAGUACCGUCCGCAGCUAAAGGACAGUGGCUGGCUGUGCCUGCAUGUUCUGACCUGGGUUUCCUACCACCUGUGCAAGUAUGCCCUCCUGUCCUCAUGGAGGCAGAUGGUGGCUGGGACCUUAGCGUGGGCGGCUCAUCCAACCUCCCCCAGCAUACUCUUGAUGGGCGAAGGGAUCCCCUUCCUGCAAUUUACAGCAAUUUAGUGGCGGCGACCUGGCUGUACUAUUUCCCAGCUGCAUGACCUUAAGGAAGUCCCACCAGGAAUGCUCGGGGGUCACAGGGGCACGGGGCCGGCCCCGACAGGCCCGCCGCCACAAGACAUGCCCCAGCCCCCGGGAAAUCAGCAAGGUUAUGGCUUCCAUGGCUCUGGGCGUGCUGAGCGACGGUGGCUGCAGCGAAGAUGAGCUGCUGGAGAAAUGCAUCCAGUCAUUCGACUCGACUGGCAGCCUGCGCCAUGGGGACCACGUUCUCAACAUGGUGCUGGCCAUGCAUACCUGGGUGAUGCCUUCUGCCCACUUUGCUACCCGUCUGCUGACCUUGUACCAGGAGGCCACAGGGAACACGCAGGAGCUGAGGCGGCUACAGAUCUGUCACCUGGUCAGGUACUGGCUGACCCAGCAUCCUGAAGUGCGCCAAGAGCCCCAACUAGAAGAGGUUAUAGGUCGCUUCUGGGCCACCGUGGAUCAGGAGGGAGGCUCAGCCCAAGGGAGCCUGGGGGACUCCUCCAAUCUCCUGAGCCCUUGUGGCCCCGGCCCUCCACCCCCCAUGAGCAGCCCAGGCCUGGGCAAGAAGCGCAAAGUGUCCUUGCUUUUCGACCACCUGGAGACGGAUGAGCUGGCUCAGCAUCUCACUUACCUGGAGUUCCGGUCUUUCCAGGCUAUCACGCCCCAGGACCUGCGGAGCUACGUUUUGCAGGGCUCUGUGCGGGCAUGCCCGGCUCUGGAGGCGUCCGUAGGCCUCAGCAACAGCGUGUCCCGCUGGGUGCAGGUAAUGGUGCUGAGCCGGCCCGGGCCCGCGCAGCGCGCGCAGGUGCUGGACAAGUUCAUCCACGUGGCACAGAGGCUCCACCAGCUGCAGAAUUUCAACACGCUGAUGGCGGUCACCGGGGGCCUAUGUCACAGUGCCAUCUCCAGACUCAAGGACUCCCAUGCCCACCUGAGCCCUGACAGCACCAAGGUCCUACUGGAGCUGACUGAGCUCCUUGCUGCCCACAACAACUACGCCCGCUACCGCCGCACCUGGGCCGGCUGCACAGGCUUCCGGUUGCCUGUCCUGGGCGUACACCUCAAGGACCUGGUGUCCUUGCAUGAGGCCCAGCCCGACAGGCUGCCUGAUGGCCGCCUGCGCCUCUCCAAGCUUAACAGCCUCUACCUGCGGCUGCAGGAGCUGGCAGCCCUCCAGGGACAGCACCCGCCCUGCAGUGCCAAUGAGGACCUGCUGCACCUGCUCACGCUUUCCCUGGAUCUCUUCUACACGGAGGAUGAGAUCUACGAGCUUUCUUAUGCCCGGGAGCCCCGCUGUCCCAAGAGUCUGCCACCCUCCCCCUUCAAAGCACCUCUGGUGGUGGAGUGGGCCCCCGGUGUGACGUCCAAGCCUGACAGGGUCACCCUGGGCCGGCAUGUGGAGCAGCUGGUGGAGUCUGUCUUCAAGAAUUAUGACCCUGAAGGCCGAGGAACCAUCUCUCAGGAGGACUUUGAACGACUCUCAGGCAACUUCCCCUUCGCCUGUCAUGGGCUGCACCCACCCCCCUGCCAGCGGCGUGGCUCCUUCAGCCGAGAGGAGCUGGCGGGCUACCUGCUCCGGGCCAGUGCCAUCUGCUCCAAGCUGGGCCUGGCCUUCCUGCACACCUUCCAUGAGGUCACUUUCCACAGGCCCACUUUCUGUGACAGCUGCAGCGGCUUCUUCUGGGGGUUAACCAAGCAAGGCUACCGCUGCCGGGAUUGCGGGCUGUGUUGCCACAAACACUGCAGAGACCAAGUGAAGGUGGAGUGUAAGAAAAGGCUGGGGGCCAAGGGCGAUGUGGGCCCCCCAGGAGCCCCCAUCCUGUCUACACCGGUUCCCCAUGCCAGCUAUGGCUCUGAGGAAACGCUCCCUGACACCCUGACCCUGGACUCUGAGACUGAGUCCUGCCUUCACCAUGCUUGGACGCAGAUGGAGCCCCCAUCCUCUUCCUGGGGGCCAGAGAUGGAAGGAAAAGCUGUGCUGCUGGAGAGCAAAGGACUUUGCGAGUCAGAGCAGCAGGGGUCUGUCCAGGCUCCAGGGACAGAGACCCCCUACCCCUCCUCCAGCCCGAAUGCCCCUAACCUGGCCCCACAGAGAUAGGUCCUUCAGGUG
Messenger RNA from Loxodonta africana (African savanna elephant), 6301 nucleotides. It is a transcript of the gene RASGRP4, whose product is annotated as RAS guanyl releasing protein 4. The record is from RefSeq and is a predicted model, not a curated record. The coding region runs from base 4205 to 6289 and encodes 694 amino acids. Gene Ontology annotation, biological process: positive regulation of GTPase activity; Ras protein signal transduction. The transcript is spliced from 19 exons. Gene Ontology annotation, molecular function: calcium ion binding; guanyl-nucleotide exchange factor activity. Gene Ontology annotation, cellular component: plasma membrane. Lineage: Eukaryota; Metazoa; Chordata; Mammalia; Proboscidea; Elephantidae.